Molecule: messenger RNA, 545 nt
Organism: Triticum urartu
Lineage: Eukaryota; Viridiplantae; Streptophyta; Magnoliopsida; Poales; Poaceae
Source: RefSeq, a predicted model, not a curated record
CGAUCCCCACCCCGUUCCCUCGUCCUUCCACCCCGCCGCCACUGCACAACACACACACGGGAGAGGAGCUCCCUCCUGUCCGAUGCUGCGCCGACGACUCUGGCCGCUUCACUGCCCUUCCCCGUCGCUCGGUCAUCUCUCCUCCCUUCGUUCUCCCCAGCAGCUCGCCGCGCCCCUCUUCCUCCUCCUGUGGCCGAGCGCAGCCACCACCUCGCCGUGGCCAUGGCCAACGGCCUUCCUGAGCUGCUCGUGCUGCCCUACGGCUUCCUUGACGUCGUCCACGACCUCCACGUGCCCGAGACCGACUGGAGCGGCCCCAAGUCGGCGACAUCGACGGUUCCCCGUCGCGUCCACUGGAGCUCCUCCUCGACCCCUGCCGUCGCCGACGCCGUCAACGCACGCCGCCGCGCCGCUGCACCUCGUCACCACAUCACCGUCGUCUCCGACUUCCUCCUCGACCCCAACUGCCCCGUGCCCUGCAACCCCUCACGUUGGAGCCCUGGAGCCAGACGCCACCGUCGAUGACGACUACUACUACUCAGGAG